Molecule: messenger RNA, 1735 nt
Organism: Raphanus sativus (radish)
Lineage: Eukaryota; Viridiplantae; Streptophyta; Magnoliopsida; Brassicales; Brassicaceae
Product: mitogen-activated protein kinase 17
Exons: 9
Coding region: 73-1542 (489 amino acids)
Biological process (GO): intracellular signal transduction; protein phosphorylation
Cellular component (GO): nucleus; cytoplasm
Molecular function (GO): MAP kinase activity; ATP binding
Source: RefSeq, a predicted model, not a curated record
ACAUACAUCCAUCUUCGUUGCAGCUUCUCCUCUUUGUUCCAACGAUUUAAUCAAAAGUGAAAAGUCAUCAUCAUGUUGGAGAAAGAGUUUUUCACAGAGUAUGGUGAAGCAAGCCAAUACCAGAUCCAAGAAGUUGUCGGAAAAGGAAGCUAUGGAGUUGUUGCUUCCGCUGAAUGUCCACACACUGGUGGCAAAGUAGCCAUCAAGAAGAUGACCAAUGUCUUUGAACACGUCUCUGACGCGAUUCGGAUACUCAGGGAGAUCAAGCUUCUGAGGCUUCUGAAACAUCCGGACAUCGUGGAGAUCAAGCAUAUAAUGCUGCCUCCUUGUCGGAAGGAGUUCAAAGAUAUAUACGUGGUUUUUGAGUUGAUGGAGUCAGAUCUUCACCAUGUCUUAAAGGUAAAUGAUGACCUCACUCCUCAGCAUCAUCAAUUCUUCUUGUACCAACUUCUUCGUGGCUUAAAGUUUAUGCACUCAGCGCAUGUUUUCCAUAGAGAUCUGAAGCCUAAGAACAUCCUGGCGAAUGCUGAUUGCAAGAUCAAGAUCUGUGAUUUGGGACUUGCUCGUGUCUCCUUCACUGAUUCCCCUUCUGCUGUGUUCUGGACCGACUACGUUGCUACAAGAUGGUAUCGUGCUCCAGAGCUCUGUGGUUCCUUCUAUUCCAAUUACACACCGGCGAUUGACAUGUGGAGCGUUGGCUGCAUAUUUGCAGAGAUGCUAACCGGAAAGCCAUUGUUUCCUGGAAAAAACGUUGUGCACCAGCUUGAACUUGUCACGGAUCUGCUUGGAACUCCGUCCCCAGUGACUCUCUCCAGGAUUCGGAAUGAGAAGGCUAGAAAGUAUUUGAGUAACAUGAGGCGAAAGGAUCCUGUUCCUUUCACUCUUAAGUUCCCCAAUAUCGAUCCUGUCGCGCUGAAGUUGCUUCAGCGUUUAGUUGCUUUUGAUCCAAAGGACCGUCCCUCUGCUGAAGAGGCAUUGGCUGAUCCGUAUUUUCAAGGAUUGGCAAAUGUAGACUAUGAACCCUCGAGACAACCUAUCUCGAAGCUUGAGUUCGAGUUUGAAAGGAGGAAGUUGACUCGGGAUGAUGUGAGAGAGCUCAUGUAUAGAGAGAUUUUGGAGUACCAUCCACAGAUGUUGCAAGAGUAUGUACAAGGAGAAGAGAACAUCAACUCUCAUUUUCUUUACCCAAGCGGAGUUGAACAGUUCAAACAAGAGUUUGCCAGACUUGAAGAUCACAAGGAAGAUGAAGAGGAACGUAACUCCCCACCUGUCCAGAGAAAGUACACUUCACUCCCCAGAGAACGGGUGUGUUCAUCAGAGGACGAGGGUGCUGAUUUGGUUCAUGCCCAACCGUCUUCGUCCUCUGUGGUGUUUACACCUCCACAGACUCCAAACAAGGAGACUGGGUUAUCAUCAUCAUCAACAACAACACAGAAGACAACACAAGUAGGCAAUGCAGCAGCGAAACGGUCUGCUUGUCUAGUGAGGAGUGAUAGUAUCUGUGCUUCCAGGUGUAUCGGUGUUUCCUCUGCAGUUUCUUAGUCAAACAAACAAAAAAUGAUUUCAAGUUGUUUAGCAGCAAACCAUUGAUUGUUGUGCGUUACUGUAUGAGUUUUCACUUAACUGUUACCCCUCUUUCUCUCUCUUCUUCAUUGUCGUUGCUCUGGUGUCAUGUUGUGUUGUGUAAUGGUUUCUCUUGGAACUUGAAAUCAUAUAUUUCACCCCUUUAGAACUA